UUGGUGAGCAGGACAACGCAUUUUGGCCCUGGACUCACCGCGUCACAUUACUCAUAAUGUCCAACGAAGAAAAGGAAGUGACCAGUAGUGAUGAUAAGUCUAACAGUAAGGAGUGUGAAAGUAGCAAGACUCCAGCAGAUAGUUCUUGUGAAGCUGCCAGCCCAACUGAUGGUGUGGUCACAGACAACCAGCCACAAAGUUCAGAAGAAGCAGUACAUCCUGACACCAAUGAGGUCAAACCAGAUACUCAGUCAGAAGCACUACCAUCGGGGGAAGCGGUAAGCUUUAAAUUGGUCUACAAUAAGACGAAGUAUGAUAUAGAAUUUCCUUUAGAUGGCACAAUCAAGCAAUUGAAGGAGCAUCUCAGUUCUAUAAUCAAUGUAUUACCAGCGAUGCAGAAAGUGAUGAUCAAGGGACUGGCAAAAGAUGAGAAGACUCUGAGGGAAUUGGGAGUGACAAAAGGUGCUAAGGUGAUGGUAGUGGGGUCCAAGUUAGAUGAUGUUGUUAAUGUCAACACCCCAAAGUCAGAUAGCUCAUCGUCAGAGAAGCCCAGCACAACCACCUCCACAAAGGAACCUCUCAGUAAACAAAAACUUCAUCGUAAGAUCCUUGACAAAGGACUGCCAGAUGAUGUCAUGCCAGGCAUUAAGAACAGUAAGGAUGUCCUGCCAUCAUAUCCUCUGUCGGGGAUGGUAAACAAACAUGGUGGGAAAGUUCGACUCACGUUUAAGCUAGAGCUGGAUCAGAUAUGGAUUGGUACUAAGGAACGCACUGAAAAGAUCAACAUGAACCACAUCCGGCAAGUUGUCUCAGAAGCAAUAGAAGGUUAUGAGCAGUAUCACAUUAUGGGGCUGCAGUUAGGACCAACAGAAGCCUCUCGCUACUGGAUCUACUGGGUGCCUGCGCAGUACGUCGACGCCAUCAGAGACACAGUUCUCGGCAAGUGAUUAAGGUCAUGUUAUAUGAAUGCAUCUUGGUAUCAAGGAAGGGGAAGCUGAAAUUAUUAAAAUUCUAUUGGAUAUAAAGUUUGCCAAAAAAGUUUCUAUUGGUAAAGAUAACUAUUGGCCAAUGAUACACUUUGUGAUUAAAACGAAACAAAUGGUGCAAGUAUAAGAAAUGGAGGUAAAGUGCCAGGAAGAUGUGAAAAUUCUAUGAUGUAUUAUAAAUUUUCUUUGAGAUAAAAUAUUCAUCAGUAAAGACUUAAAUUUGGUGUUGUUGGAGAAAGUUUAAGCUAAAGAUUUAUUAUUUUUUCAUUGUUAAUAUGUUUUGUUAAAUAUUAAAGAUGUUUUAUAUGUAAAUACAGUACGUACUGUAUAGUGAAAUUCUGGGAGAUGUUUGUGAGUACUGUAAAACUUAAGGAAAUUACUAAAAUGGAAAGGAAGCAUGAACUUAGACCUGCCAGAGGGUAGUAUUUGUUGAUGUAGUUUUCUUGUGGGACACUUUGACAAAAUGGUUAAGUAAAUUGAUAAAAGGAAUAAAUAAAUUAACAUACCACUUGUUCAGAAAAUUGAUGAAAUGGUUUAGCAAAUUGAUAAAAAGGGCAAGAAUGUUUAUGAAAGGGUACGUACAGGGUAUUUGUAUAACACCCUGGGACGCGUAAAAGGAAGAAUAUGGAUUUUUAUAAAUACAUCAAGACAACUUGGGAAGAAAUAAUAUAAACAAGAGACUGGUGUUACAGUUACGCAAGUAUUAAUGAUAAUGGGACUACAGGUUUAUUAAUAUGAAUUCUUUUUUUUUUUUUUUUUUACUUACUUACUUACUGGAUGCAAAUAAAUUUAUUCUUUAUGCAAGGUGAAGGAUGAUGCCUUAGAUAAAUUAUACAUGUAUAUACAAAAUGUUGUGAGAUAAGAGUAAUGUCGGCUCAUGAAGAACCUCCAUCAUACACAUACUCCCCCCCCCCUUUAUAUUUAUAUGUAAUCUUUAAUUAUUCCCUUUGUCUCCUCUACUUAACUUGUUCACUCAGACACAAGUAAUAAUUUGUGUAUUUAACAUGUUAAAUCAGCAUGAAAUUUAGAAAAAAAAAAAAGUGUAAAGCAAACAUAAAUGAUACUGUUUUGGUUACAAUUUACAAAACUUUCAUUGAGAAUACAGUACAUACUUCACUUUAACAAGUUUCACAUUAACGAUUCAUCGCAAUAACGACAGUAAUGAGACACCUCGACACAUUAACGAUACAUUUCAACACAAUAACGAUCAGUCAUGCAAAUUGAUAGUCACUCUGGGCGGCCAUCUUGAUGACGUCAGCAAGCGGGGUGGUUUGUUUUGAUCGGAGCGUGUGAACAGGUGUGGUGUAGCCCACCAACUUAUCUGUGAGUCGACAUUCAAGAGGGAGAUGACGGCAUUGUUGAUGAUAAUGUUCAAGAUUUUCCUGUGUGUGCGAUUGUUAGAUGAUUUACCACUCGACUUUACUGGCUUUGAGACUGAAGGAUCAGUUGGUGGUGGUGCUGAGGAAGCAGUGAGUGUGGGGGCAGGGGGCACUAACACCACUCCCCUGCCUCGGAUGACAACAGUCUCAUUAAGCUGUUCAGUGAGUGUCUCUUUAGACAUUACUGAAAUUAUUAUCAGUUAUUAACUCUACAUGCAGUAUUAAUGUGUGUAAAUAAGUGGUUGUAAUUUUUUGUGGGGCUGGUACCAGUUGACCCAUAUAGCAUGUAAACUAUCCUCACCACAUUAAAGAUUUUAACUUUAACGACCGUUUUCGUGGUACCAAUUAGUCGUUAAAAUGAAGUAUGGACUGUACACCCAAAUGCUCAUAUUUUUAUAAAAGUUAUAAAAUAAUGUAAUGUUUGUUGAGAGUCCCCCCAUAAUCUUACCACAUGGGGUGAAUGAAGCUUAACACCUACAGCUCAGAAUAAGCCUUGUUUUGUAAAUCCAUUAACAUAUAUAAGAUCAAACACUGUUUAAGCAUAACAUGGAAAAAAUCUGUGGGAGAAGCUUGUCUUAAUGCAACAAUUGUAAUCUCCUGUUUAUGCCUCUUGUCAUGGCAUAUGGAACUUACAACUUCAUAGCUUCUUGUGGCCAACGGAUUUUUUUUUUAAAUCUUUACUGAAUAUUUGGCGAGAUGAUACAGCAACUAUGCAGUAAAUAUUAAGAGAAUGGAUAUGAAGAAGAUUGUCAUCCAGAAGCAGAAAACUUUUGGCUAUAAACAUAGAUUGGUAAAGUAAAUGUCAAGAAGGGUAGCUGUUAUAAUCGUGAUGGGCAGUUUGAAAUAACAGCUGUGUCCUAUGGUUUGUGUUCAAAGAAUUACUCCUAUUUUUGCACCUUUAUAUACCUAAUUGUCUGCACCCUGACAAAUAGUAUUACAAUGUGAAUGCAGCUAAUAGACCAGAUUAAUAGUGAUACUGUAUUUGGAAAUUGAACAACAAUGCUGUUCAUUAUAAUUGUAUGCAUCUGAAAAAAUUUAUGGAAUUAUGAAGAAAAAUAUAACAUAAAAUGUUCAGCAGCAUUUCCUUCAAUUUACAUAUUUCUGUUUUUGGCUUGGCAAAGUUGUAAAAGAUUUAACACGUGUCAUUAAAAAUAUUUAGGUCAUGUAUUUAAAGAAAACUAGGAGUUUAUUGUACCGAGACUGAUCCUAUUUCCUGUGACUCAUUAUUUUGUGGCACAUGUAGAAUCUUGUGCACUUUGUUUUUCUUAUUUGUUUGUAACAAUAACAGUAGAACAAGAACUUUACUGGAUAACAUAGUGUCCUGAGAGUCAAUUGUUAUGUUGGCUAUAAGGUUCUAAGUCUCAUGUUUUGCUCAAAGUAACAUAAUUGGAGAGGUAGUUUUGUGGCAUUUAAAUAUACAUACUUGUUUCAUCAUAUCAUAUUUAAUGUCUCAUUCUCUCAACCAAGGAAAGUUAACAAUGUUGAGUUGAUUAACUGUGAACUAUUUUUUCAUACAGUACAUCCACCGACUUGGAACUGGUAUAUGAAACCCUUUUUAAACAUUGGUUUCAUGUGUAUUAAAUUUAUAUUAGUUCACUUCUUAACUGUUAUUUUGUCUAUAAUUUGCAUGUAAAUACCUUUAUGUGCAGUUUAUUAUGUUGUGUUGCUACUUUCAGAUAAUGGGGAAGGUUUUAGCGGUAAUUGUUAAGAUUAUUUGUACAAUAAAGAGAUUUAAUAACCA
Molecule: messenger RNA, 4106 nt
Organism: Homarus americanus (American lobster)
Lineage: Eukaryota; Metazoa; Arthropoda; Malacostraca; Decapoda; Nephropidae
Product: ubiquitin domain-containing protein UBFD1-like
Exons: 8
Coding region: 57-947 (296 amino acids)
Molecular function (GO): cadherin binding; RNA binding
Source: RefSeq, a predicted model, not a curated record